Molecule: messenger RNA, 1071 nt
Organism: Folsomia candida
Lineage: Eukaryota; Metazoa; Arthropoda; Collembola; Entomobryomorpha; Isotomidae
Product: catalase
Exons: 4
Coding region: 1-1071 (356 amino acids)
Biological process (GO): response to hydrogen peroxide; hydrogen peroxide catabolic process
Cellular component (GO): mitochondrion; peroxisome; cytoplasm
Molecular function (GO): heme binding; catalase activity
Source: RefSeq, a predicted model, not a curated record
AUGGGGGUCGAGGUUCCCGUGAUGGCGCGAUUUUCGACGACCGUCCUGGAAACGGGGUCAUCCGAUGGGGUCGAAGAUAUGAGAGGGUUCGCCGUCAAGUUUUAUACGCAGGAUGGAAAUUACGAUUUGCUCAUGUUGAACAUAAAAGCGUUCAAUAUUCGAGACCCGAUCCUUUUCCCGAGCAUUGGACGAUCGAGGAUGCGUCACCCGGAGACGUUUGUCCUGGAUCCGGAUACUUACUGGGAUUUUACCUCGUUACGACCGGAAGUCACCUUUGGAACGUUGCUCUCCUUCAGUGAUGCGGGACGGAUGAAAAAUUACAGGGAGAUGAAGGGUUUCGCGUUGAAUACGUUUAAGUGGACGGGUGGACAGUGUGGGGAAAGCGUUUUUGUGAGGUAUCACAUGUUGCCGGAUGAUGUACAGGAACCUGUCUCAACAUCCCCCUCCUCUUGUCCUUAUGAAGACCCUGACCAUUUCCGCAAAGAUUUAUACCAUUCCAUCAAAUCAUCCCGUUUCCCCACGUGGACUUUAAAUAUCCAAAUAAUGACCCCAUCCACCUCCUCGACAUGCACCUUUGACCCCUUCGACCCAACCAAAAUCUGGCCCGAGAAGGAAUUUCCCCUCAUCCCCGUCGGCACAAUGACCCUCAACCAGAACCCCUCCAAUUUUGCCGAGCAAAUCGAAAAGGUCGCCUUUCACCCGGGAAAUUUGAUCCCUGGCGUCGCCCUUAGUCCAGAUCGGGUCCUCCAUGGGCGAAUUUUUGCAUACAGCGUCGCCCAACGACACCGGCUGGGUCGCGACUUUAACAAAAUUCCGGUUAAUUGCCCGCUCCAUAGAAAUGAAAAAACCGAAAUUUUUUCCAACCGGUUCAACCAAGUUAAAUAUUUUCCGAGCAGUUUUAACGGAAUAAGUUCCCAUAAUGGCAACAGAAACGGAAAUGAGGGUGGCGACAUCGUCACGAGUGACACUGUGACACGUCCGGAUCGCGGCCAAGAGGACAAUUACCGUCAAAUCGAUGACUACUGGAGGGGCGAAAUGUCCCCCGAGGAAAGGUUAUCUUUCGAAUCAUGA